UCGGCGUUUCAUCAAACAAUACGAACGUACUUAAAAGAUAAAGUAUGGCAAUUUUAUUUUUACAUCUCUAAGGCGUGGCCAGAGGACCCAAUUUGUUUACAUUUUCCUGGAUGCACAUUCACACCUUUCAGCAAAACUUAUGAGAGUGUUGGUAUUUUUUGUCCUCCUGACCAGCUCGACAAAAUGUCUUUAAUAGAAAAUGAAGAUAUUCUGUUUUCAUGGACGGAACCUAUUUAUAUGAACUUUACGCAUGUCGGUAUAAUGAACAAAAUGGAUCAAAUAUUCCACUCAAAAGUAAAUGGAGGACUUAUUGGAAACAUUUAUGGCGAUAUCUAUGUUCAUGAAUUUCCAGGAGAAUUAGAAUUAGAAUUAGAGACUUUACCACCAAGUGAAGCUUCAAUGAAACCUUUGCAGAUUGAUAAUGUCAAAGACAUUUAUGAUUUAUACCCUGCAAACGAUAUCGAAAGUAUCGAGCUGUUUGAAAAACUAUUCAAUCAGCUUCCCGGAUUUGGGAUAUUCAGUAGGAACAAUAGUGAGUUAGCUGCCUGGAGCUUACAAUCAUAUUAUGGUGGAAUGUUUUCAAUGCAAACUAAACCAGAAUUUCGAAGAAAAGGGUAUGGCAUUCAGUUGGCUCAAUCCUUGACAAAACUAGUCAUUCAUAGAGGAUAUCUCCCAUUUGUUGUGAUUAGACCAGAAAAUAAUGCUUCACGAAGCCUUUACACUAAAUUAGGGUUUCGAAAAGCAUUCGAGACUGUAAGGGGAGUUUUUAAACCAAAUACUAGCAGCGUUGAAGAUGAUAAGGAGAAUGAAGAGAAAUUCAAUCAAUGUGACCGAGACAGAAACAAAAACUGAAUUUGUUUUAUACAAAAAGUCGUCUACAGCACACGUAAUUUCAAUAGCUAGUGUUUUUAAAUGCAAUCAAUAAACAAUUCGCUUUGUAAAUGAG
Molecule: messenger RNA, 946 nt
Organism: Culex pipiens pallens (northern house mosquito)
Lineage: Eukaryota; Metazoa; Arthropoda; Insecta; Diptera; Culicidae
Exons: 4
Molecular function (GO): acyltransferase activity, transferring groups other than amino-acyl groups
Source: RefSeq, a predicted model, not a curated record